AUGGCGAGCACGACGCAUAGUCCGACGCAUAGUCCGACGCGCAGUCGGACGCUCAGUGUCAGCAAGAUGAGCGGACAGCGGCCGCACUAUCACGGAGCCAGCAAGGAUCACUCGCCGAAGCCGGACGCCAUGCUGGCGGCAGAGAUGGCCCGCGACAAGUCGCAGGAGUCGACCAAGUCCACCGCCGUCAGGAGCACGCAAAUGCGCUCGGCUCAGGCACUCAGCUUCUGGAGCAUGUACUCUUCCGUUGCGGCGCACGUAAAUCCAACGCGCUUCAUCACCGUGGCUGACCUUGCGUGUGCCGUGGCCACUGUCCUGGCCAUCGCGGUGCUCAUACUGAGCCUCACCAUGUUCGUCGACAAGACCCCCAAUGGCGGCACGAAGAACGUGGUCGUGAGAGGCCACUUCGGUCGCGUCCUCGGACUCAGCCACACGGUGUUCGGUCACACGAACGUGUACGCCUUCCUGGGUGUGCCGUACGCGCACCCGCCCCUCGGCGAGCUGCGAUUCCGACGUACCUUCACGGACGUCGAUGUCGGACGGGGCUCGCUGAUCGACGGCACUGGGCCCAAGCCGGCGUGCGUGCAGAGUUCCGUAGACAAGUCUUUGUCUGAGAUCUCCGAGGAUUGCCUCCACCUCAGCAUCUGGACGACAUCGCGCGAGUGCAACUAUCCCUCCUGUGCCAAGAAGGCUGUGCUCGUAUUCCUCCACGAUGGCUUCUUCCAGACAGGCGGCAACGGGCAGCCCUUAUACGACGGAAAGUACGCUCCCAUUGUGGCCUUCGUGUGCACCUGGUAUCUGGCCGCAUACGGCGACGUCGUUGUCGUGCUACCCAAUUACCGACUCGGGGCGCUUGGAUUUCUGAACUACGGCACCGGCAGUGCUCCCGGGAACGCGGGCCUCUACGAUCAGCUGUUGGCACUGGAAUGGACGCGUCAGAACAUCGGCAGCUUCGGCGGCAACGUAUCCAACCUUGUGCUGGUCGGCUACGGCGCGGGCGCAGCGGCUGUGGGGUACCUGCUUCUCGGCAAGGCGGCCGGCACCAUAGAGGCGGCCGCGGUCCCCAAACGAGCCAUUCUGAUGAGCGGUAGCCCCUACACCAGGUAUUAA
Rhipicephalus sanguineus (brown dog tick) is the source of this 1110-nucleotide messenger RNA. RefSeq names its product acetylcholinesterase-1-like. Bases 1 to 1110 code for a protein of 369 amino acids. The record is from RefSeq and is a predicted model, not a curated record. Gene Ontology annotation, molecular function: acetylcholinesterase activity. Gene Ontology annotation, biological process: choline metabolic process; acetylcholine catabolic process. NCBI's taxonomy places the organism in Eukaryota, Metazoa, Arthropoda, Arachnida, Ixodida, Ixodidae. The transcript has 4 exons. Gene Ontology annotation, cellular component: plasma membrane.